GCAAAGUUAACCGAAAACCUGAUGGGGAGAUCAGCUAUGCAACCGAGAAGAGGCUGGAGAUCUACCCCAGAGAGAGGGAGAGUGUGAACAAUGCCGCUGACGACGGUGUCUGGGGAUGCAAUGGGCAAAUGGCCGACGCCACCUCCCAAGACAGUAUCGACAGAGCUGACUACUAGUAGGUGUACACCACGCCGUUCUCUCCGCUGAUCUAGGGGACUCCAUGAUGUGUCCCCCAGCACGUGGGGAUCUCUGCCUUUUGCGUGUGAUCUCAAGCUACCUCAGGACCAGCAAGCCAGUCAAAACGCUUCGUACAGCGACGCGUCCAGAGCAGAUCCUUCUUAAUCCCCCGGUUUUUUGAAAACUCAUGCAGAUUGGGGUAAAUAUAAACAAAGUCAUUUAUAUUUUUAUAAAUGAACAUUAGCCUCUCCGUUUCUCAAAAUCAUACUCAAAGAAGCGAAAACAGUUCUACUAAGCCUAUGCGUUUCCUCAGAAAUGGCCUCCCAAACCACCAUAAACUCCUUUGAAACUCACGAUCUUCGAUGGCCCACGUCAUUAACAAAGACUGGCUCCGAUGCCAUGAAUGAUGCUGCGGACUACUCUGCGGCCUACGUUAUCCUCCAUACCUCGGACGCCUCCCUGGCUGGUCACGGCUUCACAUUCACCAUCGGCCGGGGGAACGACAUUGUGUGUCAGGCAAUCAAGUACGUCGCCGAGCGACUUGUCGGGAAGUCACUGUGUGAGUUGACCAGUGACAUGGGAGCUACGUGGAGAUACCUUGUUAGUGAUUCACAUUUGCGAUGGAUCGGGCCUGAGAAAGGUGUGAUCCACCUAGCCACCGGCGCCGUUGUCAACGCCCUUUGGGAUCUGUGGGCGAAAUCCGUGGGGAAACCAGUCUGGCAAUUAGUCGUCGACAUGACGCCGGAAGAAUAUGUUCGCUGUGUUGAUUUCAGAUAUAUCGUGGACGCGAUCACUCCGGAAGAGGCAAUCGAGAUGUUGAAGGACGUGGCAAAGACGAAAGAAGAGCGCGUAAAAGACGUCAAGGAAGAUCGCGCAGUGCCGGCAUACACUACCAGUGCAGGAUGGCUAGGGUACUCCGACGAGAAGAUGACGACUCUCCUGCGCGACUCCAUGGCUGCCGGCUUCCAUCACUUCAAAUUCAAGGUUGGCACGAGCUUGCAACAGGACAGGCGCCGACUCAAACUCGCGAGGGAUGUGAUAGGCUACGACACGGACAACGUCCUGAUGGUCGACGCGAACCAGGUCUGGAGUGUGCCUGAAGCAAUCGAAUACAUGGAGCAGUUGGUGGAAUUCAAGCCGUGGUUUAUCGAGGAGCCCACGUCGCCCGACGACAUUCUGGGCCACGCGGCUAUCAGGAAAGCGUUGUCCAAAUAUGGCGUGGGCGUUGCGACGGGCGAACAUUGCCAGAAUAGAGUGAUCUUCAAACAACUUCUCCAAGCGGGUGCGAUCGACGUCUGCCAGAUUGACGCUUGCCGCCUAGGCGGCGUCAACGAGGUCAUGGCGGUGCUGCUCAUGGCGAAGAAAUUUGGCAUACCGGUGGUCCCUCACAGUGGCGGCGUCGGAUUGACGGAAUACACGCAGCAGCUUUCGACAAUCGACUACGUUGUUGUCAGCGGUCAGCGUAGCCUGCUCGAGUACAUAGACAACGUCGAGCACAGCGUGAAAGUGCCAACGCGGACAAAGGAUGGUUACUUUGUGACGCCGCUAAACCCUGGAUACGGCGUCGAGUACACGGCGAAAGCCCUGGCGGAGUAUGAAUUUCCACAUGGUCGGUUCUGGAGCAGCGACAAGGGGCUGGGUAUUGUCCAGGGCAGCAAUAGGUUCUAGCCAGACCCCGAGAUACUCUGGGAAGACAAAUCCUUGCAUAUGACAGGCUCCGUACGGAAUACUCACUCGCGAAAUCGGUCCACAGAUACCUCCAUACGGAGUACUCAGCGGCGA
This is a messenger RNA of Exophiala xenobiotica, 1959 nucleotides long. RefSeq lists its product as uncharacterized. Gene Ontology annotation, biological process: carbohydrate catabolic process; amino acid catabolic process. Lineage: Eukaryota; Fungi; Ascomycota; Eurotiomycetes; Chaetothyriales; Herpotrichiellaceae. The coding region runs from base 493 to 1845 and encodes 450 amino acids. The transcript is spliced from 7 exons. The record is from RefSeq and is a predicted model, not a curated record. Gene Ontology annotation, molecular function: magnesium ion binding; hydro-lyase activity.